Molecule: messenger RNA, 1962 nt
Organism: Coffea eugenioides
Lineage: Eukaryota; Viridiplantae; Streptophyta; Magnoliopsida; Gentianales; Rubiaceae
Product: beta-glucosidase BoGH3B-like
Exons: 9
Coding region: 1-1962 (653 amino acids)
Biological process (GO): glucan catabolic process
Molecular function (GO): beta-glucosidase activity
Source: RefSeq, a predicted model, not a curated record
AUGCCUGUUCCAGGAAUGUUUAAGAGUUUAUCUUGUACAGGUCCUUAUGCAAUGGCUUUGAAGAUUUGUAUUCCAACAAUGGUUGUCCUAGUGGGGGUUCUGGUUCUUUAUUUUUCUAUAUCUCCAACCCACGCGCAAGAUGCACCGUUGUACAGAGAUCCAAAACAGCCUGUUGAAACUCGAGUUGAGGAUCUUCUGCGAAGAAUGACUUUAGCAGAGAAAAUUGGUCAAAUGGCACAGAUGGAAAGGGAAAACAUGACUGCUGAUAUUAUGAAAGACUACAACAUUGGUAGUGUGCUUAGUGGAGGAGGAAGUUGGCCUAAACAAAAUGCUACUGCCAAAGAUUGGGUUGAUGUGAUAAAUGACUUUCAAAAAGGUGCUACAUCUACUAGGCUUGGCAUUCCCUACAUUUAUGGGAUUGAUGCUGUCCAUGGCAACAACAAUGUGUACAAGGCAACAAUUUUCCCCCACAAUGUUGGCCUUGGAGUGACUAGGGAUCCUGAGCUUGUUAAAAGAAUUGGAGCUGCAACUGCUCUUGAGUGCAGAGCAACAGGGAUUCAAUAUGCUUUUUCUCCAUGCAUUGCGGUUUGUAGAGAUCCAAGAUGGGGCAGAUGCUACGAAAGCUACAGUGAGGAUCACACUAUUGUGCAGCAAAUGACUGAAAUUGUGGCUGGUUUGCAAGGUGAUAUCCCCGAAGGCCAUCCUCAGGGUUAUCCCUAUCUUGGUGGACAAGAUAAGGUGGUUGGUUGUGCAAAACAUUAUGUGGGCGAUGGGGGUACUGUCAAAGGAAUCAACGAGAAUAACACCAUCAUUGAUUGGAAGGGAUUGCUUGACAUUCAUAUGCCUGCAUACCCUGACGCCAUCAGGAAGGGUGUUGGAACAGUCAUGAUUUCCUAUUCCAGCUGGAAUGGAGUGAAAAUGCAUGCUAAUCAUGAUCUUAUUACCAAUUACCUUAAGGGAACCCUAGGUUUCAAGGGUUUUGUCAUCUCUGAUUGGCAAGGGAUCGACAAAAUCACGUAUCCUGCCCAUUCAAACUAUACAUACUCCGUUGAAGUUUCAAUCAAUGCUGGACUUGACAUGAUCAUGGUUCCUUACAACUACACUGAAUUCAUUGAUACCGUGACCUUUCUAGUAGAGAAAAACUACAUUCCAAUGAGUCGAAUUGAUGAUGCAGUUCGGAGGAUUUUAAGAGUUAAAUUUAUAGCAGGACUUUUUGAGAAACCCUUUGCUGAUCUUAGCUUUGCAGAUCAAUUAGGAAGUCAGGAACACAGAGAUUUGGCAAGAGAAGCUGUGAGGAAGAGCCAAGUGUUAUUGAAGAAUGGAAAGCAUCCAAAUAAUCCCUUGCUUCCUCUACCUAAAAAAGCACACAAGAUUCUGGUUGCUGGAACUCAUGCCAAUGAUAUAGGUUUGCAAUGUGGUGGUUGGACCAUUACAUGGAGGGGAAUGGCAGGCAACAACAAUACCAUUGGAACCACAAUCUUAAGUGGCAUCAAAUCUGCAGUUGAUCCAAGCACAAAAGUGGAAUACAGGAAGAAACCUAGUAGCAGAUUUGUUAAAGCCAUGCAAUUCGAUUAUGCCAUUGUUGUUGUUGGAGAGCCUCCUUAUGUGGAGACAUUUGGAGACAAUCUCAACUUGACAAUUCCUCAAACCGGCCUACGAACAAUCCACAAUGUGUGCAACAAUGUCAAGUGUGUUGUGGUGCUAAUCUCAGGCAGACCUCUUGUGAUUGAGCCUCACCUCCCAAAGAUUGAUGCUUUGGUUGCUGCAUGGCUGCCUGGCUCUGAAGGCCAAGGGGUGUCUGAUGUUCUCUUUGGAGAUUUUGGAUUUACAGGAAAGCUUGCAAGAACUUGGUUCAAGAGAGUUGAUCAACUACCAAUGAAUGUUGGAGAUCCUCACUACGAUCCAUUGUUUCCAUUUGGUUUUGGACUAGAAACUAAGCCAAUUGUUGCUGGUAAUCAUUAG